Gracilinanus agilis (Agile Gracile Mouse Opossum) is the source of this 980-nucleotide messenger RNA. Its product is annotated as 1-aminocyclopropane-1-carboxylate synthase-like protein 1. The transcript is spliced from 9 exons. The record is from RefSeq and is a predicted model, not a curated record. Gene Ontology annotation, biological process: biosynthetic process; amino acid metabolic process. Gene Ontology annotation, molecular function: transaminase activity; pyridoxal phosphate binding. Lineage: Eukaryota; Metazoa; Chordata; Mammalia; Didelphimorphia; Didelphidae. The annotation marks the transcript as partial.
GUGGUUGUGGCGAAUGGCUGUGCCUCCCUCUUCUCUGCCUUGGCCACAGUCCUGUGUGAUCCAGGGGAGGCUUUUCUGAUCUCCAGCCCCUAUUACGGGGCCAUCACUCAACACGUGUAUCUCUAUGGGAAUGUCCGACUCGUCUUUGCCCACCUAGACAGCAGGGUCACUGGGAUGGACAGCCGCCCCUUCCAACUUACAGUCAAGAAGCUGGAAGCAGCCCUUCAGGGAGCCAAGUCUGAGGGAAUAAACAUCAAAGGCCUUAUUCUCAUCAACCCCCAGAACCCUCUGGGUGACAUCUACUCCCAGGAACAGCUGCAGGAGUACCUGGAAUUUGCAAAGAGGCAUGAGCUCCAUGUGAUAGUGGAUGAAGUAUACAUGCUCUCAGUUUUUGAUGAAGCCGCCAUAUUCCAAAGUGUCCUGGGCAUGGACAGGUUUCCAGAUCCCCAGAGGACCCAUGUGAUAUGGGGGACCAGUAAGGACUUUGGGAUCUCAGGCUUUCGCUUUGGCACACUGUACACAGAGAACCAGGAUGUAGCUAAUGCUGUGGCUUCCCUCGGCUGUCUGCAUGGUAUCUGUGGCACCGUUCAGUACCAGAUGGCCCAGUUGCUUGGGGACCGAGACUGGAUCAACCAGGUAUACCUUUGUGAAAACCAUGCCCGGCUCAGGGCUGCUCAUGGCUACAUCACAAAGGAGCUGGAGACCCUGAACAUCCCCUUCCUCAGGACCAAAGCUGGCUUCUUUGUCUGGAUGGAUUUGAGAAAGUACCUGUGCACAGGCACCUUUGAGGAGGAGCUCUCUUUGUGGCGUCGCUUCCUGGACCACAAGGUACUUCUGCUCUGUGGCAAGGCCUUUGAGUGCAGUGAACCUGGCUGGUUCCGUCUAGUCUUCUCAGACAAGAUUCAUAGGCUACAGCUGGGUGAGAAAUUUGCUGUUUCCCUGAGCCCUGAAACCCUUCCUCCCUUCUCCCCAUCAGCCUG